Oncorhynchus masou masou (cherry salmon) is the source of this 2062-nucleotide messenger RNA. RefSeq names its product cationic amino acid transporter 2 family protein. Gene Ontology annotation, cellular component: plasma membrane. The transcript has 11 exons. Gene Ontology annotation, biological process: L-ornithine transmembrane transport; L-arginine import across plasma membrane. The record is from RefSeq and is a predicted model, not a curated record. Lineage: Eukaryota; Metazoa; Chordata; Actinopteri; Salmoniformes; Salmonidae. Gene Ontology annotation, molecular function: L-lysine transmembrane transporter activity; L-ornithine transmembrane transporter activity; L-arginine transmembrane transporter activity. The coding region runs from base 225 to 2033 and encodes 602 amino acids.
UUUGUCUGUAGUGUCUUACAAGCAGUAUGUACAACAGUUUACAGUAGAUCUAUAGUUAAAAUCAACACUGCUUGUCAUUGGUUGAUAGAUCGAGUCAGUCUAUACAUUUGAACUCUGUUUUGAUGUAAUAUACACCUACCAUUACUCAGUGUUCUAAAACCAGUUGGUUGUACAAAUUAUGUGAUGAAUGGCAUUUUGAUGGACAGAUCUUCUGCUCUUGCAGGAUGUCUGGUGCCAGGCUGUUACUGUUCAUACAGAGCCUGUCUCGUAGGAAACCCCUGGAGCCAGAGGGGGAGGUGUCCAACUUUAAACGAUGUCUGACUACCCUUGACCUGGUGGCUCUGGGGGUUGGCAGCACACUGGGGGCUGGCGUGUAUGUGCUGUCAGGAGAGGUGGCCAGGGCCGUAGCUGGGCCCAGUAUAAUUAUAUCUUUCCUUGUGGCAGCAAUAGCUUCCAUUUUCGCAGGGCUGUGCUAUGCUGAAUUUGGAUCGCGUGUGCCCAAGACUGGCUCUGCCUACCUGUACAGCUAUGUGACAGUGGGGGAGAUUUGGGCCUUCAUCACUGGCUGGAACUUGCUGCUGUCAUAUGUCAUAGGAACAUCAAGUGUAGCCAGGGCAUGGAGUGGGACUUUUGAUGACCUCAUUGGAAAUGCCAUUGCCAACUCUUUAGGUCAACAUGCAGCAAUGGAUAUGCCAGGCCUCGCUACCUACCCAGACUUCUUUGCUGCUGCUCUCAUCAUGCUGUUGGCAGGGAUCCUUGCAUUUGGCGUUAAAGAGUCUGCUAUUGUGAAUAAGGUUUUUACAGCAGUUAAUACAGUGGUCUUGGUGUUUGUUAUCAUCGCUGGCUUCAUCAAAGGUGACAUUGACAACUGGUACAUUAGUGAGGACACUAUCCUGAACAUAACAACAAAUGAAAACUUCACAUCGGCACUAAAUGAAACCACAAAUUACGGUGUUGGUGGCUUCUUCCCCUUUGGUGUUGAGGGAACAUUGGCAGGAGCUGCAACCUGUUUUUACGCCUUUGUUGGAUUUGACUGCAUAGCCACAACAGGGGAGGAGGUGCAGAACCCUCAGAAGGCCAUCCCUCUGGGCAUUAUAGCAUCCCUGCUGAUCUGUUUCCUGGCUUACUUUGGUGUGUCAGCAGCACUGACCCUCAUGAUGCCCUACUGCAUGCUCAGUGUCAAUAGCCCAUUACCUGUGGCUUUUACAUACAUAGGCUGGGGCCCUGCAAAGUAUGCUGUGGCUGUAGGCUCCCUCUGUGCACUUUCAACAAGUCUUCUAGGAUCCAUGUUUCCCAUGCCCCGGGUCCUCUUUGCGAUGGCCAGGGACGGGCUGCUCUUCAAGCCACUCAGUAACAUGAGUUCUCAACAAAGUCCUGUGGUAGCCACUCUAUCUUCAGGUGUUGUGGCAGCAAUCAUGGCUCUAUUAUUUGACCUGAAAGCACUUGUGGACAUGAUGUCAAUUGGAACACUCUUCGCCUACACUCUUGUAGCAAUAUGUAUUCUCAUAUUGAGGUACCAACCAGAUCUUGGUGAGGAGUCCAGUGAUAAUACAUCUGAAUCAUUUUCGAUGAUAGAGGCCCUAAACCCUCCUUCUCAGCCCAAUGCUCAAACCUCUAAAAAUGUAUCCAUGUUCACAGUCUUUAUCAUCCUUUUAGAAAUUAUUCUGAGCGUUUCCCUGACCAAGGCUGUGGAUUCCCUGAUGAACCAGGAGUGGUGGAGCAUUUUAAUCAUCUCUGUGAUCCUUUUGAUGCUGGUCCUCACUGUUUUCAUCAUCUGGAGACAGCCUCAGAAUACAACCAGAGCUGCUUUUAUGGUUCCUUUUAUACCAGCACUUCCUAUUGUGAGUACCUUUGUCAAUGUCUAUCUGAUGGUUCAGUUGGGAGGAGAUACAUGGAUUCGCUAUGCUGUUUGGAUGGCAGUGGGGUUAUUGAUCUACUUUUGUUAUGGAGUUCAUCACAGUGUGCAAAAGCAAAGGCUGGAAAAUGCACACAAUCAGGUCAACAUACAAAGUCUUAACACAAAUAUGGAGUAAAACUUUGUGAUGGAUGAGGAUUCCUGUGG